AUGCAGCUGAGGUUGGAAUUGAGAGUCCAAGAAGCCUCCAAAGACGGUCACGCACUCAACUUCGCCUUCAGCGGCAUCCCCGUCGGAUCGCGCUGGACGCUGGGUGCAGGGCAAGAGCGACUUGCACAAGAAGUGCAGAGAGCGCUAGAGGUUGGGCAAUGCGCCGUUGACCUUUCCAAUGCGUUUCUGCUCUUGGAUUUGGACAAGCUGGAGAGACUCUAUUCCAAGGCCAAAGCACAGUCAAGUGCAGGGUCUGAAUUGAAGUUUGAUUUGCAGGUCAGCUGCUGA
This is a messenger RNA of Cladocopium goreaui, 288 nucleotides long. Lineage: Eukaryota; Dinophyceae; Suessiales; Symbiodiniaceae. The record is from the annotation of a GenBank genome assembly.